AUGAAAUUUACGUACGUGCAUGCCGGUUGGGAGGGAUCUGCACAUGAUGGUCGAUUGUUACGGAGUGCAAUAUUACUCCAAGGACAUAAGCUAACAAUUCCUGUUGGUUUUCUUGCACCAUACCGUAGGACUCGUUAUCAUCGUAGAGACAUUGAAGGUCAACGUCCUGAAAGUGGUAAGGAGUUGUUCAAUUUUCAACAUUCAUCUCUACGUAAUGUUAUUGAGCGUACAAUUGUGUUGCUAAAAAAAAGAUUUGCAUAUUUGAGACAUCAACCCUAUCACGACAUUGACACACAAGCAAAGAUAGUCCUUGCAUGUUCUGCCAUCCACAACUUCUUAAGGAUUGAUGACGUUGAAGAUGUUUGUGAGGAGGACGACUUAGAUAGUAGUGAUGAUGAGGUUAACUCUACGCAUGUUGAUGUACCUGAAGAUGAAACUCCAAAUGCUCACAUAUCUUUCACAAAUUAG
Olea europaea var. sylvestris is the source of this 468-nucleotide messenger RNA. RefSeq lists its product as uncharacterized. Bases 1 to 468 code for a protein of 155 amino acids. The record is from RefSeq and is a predicted model, not a curated record. The transcript has 2 exons. NCBI's taxonomy places the organism in Eukaryota, Viridiplantae, Streptophyta, Magnoliopsida, Lamiales, Oleaceae.